CAGGCUGCUUCAGAGGACCUCGCUCGCAAGCCGCAAUCUAUCUCGGCGUCGCCGUGCAUCGCUCGGCCCUCUCUCUCUUCGUCUGGGGCAUCCUCAGGACGGGCUUCCAUCCAGGCAACGCAAAGCCCAGCAGUCCUCUCCCGCAGGAUCAUCGGCCAUGAGCUCCGACUGCACAUACGUCCACAAUACCUUUCCUGCCAUUCCGCUCGCCUGCUGCAGCGAUGCCAGCGCCAUCAGCUGCGACUCAACAGGCACCCGGGUCACCAGCCUGGUCUUGAGCGCGACGCAACUCACCGGAUCGAUCCCCGCAGACAUCAAUACCCUCAUCAACCUGCAGACCCUGCGGUUGGAUACCAAUCUGCUCUCUGGCUCGAUUCCAAGCACCAUCGGCACGUUCCAGCAGCUGUCCGUCCUGCACCUGGAAUCCAACAGUUUGACAGGACCUCUUCCCGAUAGCAUUGGAAACCUCACUGCCCUCCGUUUCAUCGACGUACACAAUAAUAUGCUCAGCGGCACCAUUCCCGACAGCAUCAGCAACCUAAUGAACCUUCAGCAACUCACCCUCGAUGGCAAUGCUUUUACUGGCCUCUUUCCUUCCAGUGUCGGCCGAAUGACCCAACUGACCAAGAUAAACGUCAACCGAAACCAGCUCGCGGGCAUUGUCGAUUUGGACUUUCGUAACCUUACACUACUGAACUACGUAGACUUUUCCAGCAACCCGGCUCUCAGCGGCACAAUUCGGCUGGCCAGCUGCGCGAUGCCCUCGGGCAGCCAGGGCUGGGACUUUGGCAAUCUCAAGUGCUCCACCGAUCCUCCUCCUCUUUUCAGCGCUUCCUCUGGUGCCAAUACGCCGCUCAAUCCUGUGCCAACCUCAUCUCUGUCUCCUACACCUGGAUCGCCCUCUUCUUCCUCGUCCUCAUCCCUUCCCAUGGCUGCCAUCAUCGGCUCUGUUGCGGGUGUAGUCGUCCUUCUUGGUGUCAUCGCUGCACUCUUCUUCGCUCGCAGGAAAAAGGCCACAACUCAAGCCAGAGCGUACGAGAGCGACCAUCAACGCACAAGCUUUGGCGGAGGCAGCCAUGUCGGACUCACAGACCCCACUUUGCCGACAGAAGCCACCCCUCCCCUCCCCAACCUCUACGAUGCCGGCCAUCCCUUGCGCGUGAACACUGCCCACUCUGUUGCGGUCUCGUCCGCACCCAGUGCCGACACUCAACCAAGCUUUGACGUCCGGAGGACAGUUACUUCAAUGGAUGCUCUCUCCUUCCCUGCGCUACCAAGCCCUUUGACAGCACGGACUGCAACCCACCAGAGCGACUCUGCCGUGUCCCCACAUGCAUCCUAUCGCAUGGACUACAGCCCCGCUGACACGAUAUCCAUGGCCGUUUCGGGGUCUGGGAAGCACGUUUGGCCCUUCUACACCGGCGGAGACAGCAAAUACCGAUACCGAGAGUCAUCCGGGCCGCGUAACUCUGGCUCGGAUACCAUGGAGAUGACGUCGGUGUCGUCCGGCCAGAGUAGCGCAAACUACGAGGUUGUUGAAUUCCAUGACGCAAAUGGCAUAGAGAUCGAGCUCAAUGUCGGCGAUCGGAUCCAGCUCUUCCAAGCGUUUGACCGGGAUCGAGCCGAGGGCAAGAAUGAGAGCACAGGCGCUGUGGGAAUGAUUCCGAUACACAAGAUCCGUCCCAUCUUCCAGGGCGCUCUGCGGCUCCCAGCCUAUUCAUCAAUCGAUAGGCCACACUAAUAUCGCGCGCCUGGUACGCUAAUGACGGGCCCUGUUUCUAUGGAAGCCCUGUUUCCAUGAAGGUUCUAUUUCCACGAAGUUUUCCUUUCCAUGAUUCGAAUCCAUCUGUUUCUGCCAGCCUCCCUCGUAUCCACCUGCGUCUCCGUGCAAAACCAUAAUCAUCCAGCCUACCCAGACGGAUUGGCUCUCGCGUUUAGAGCCAACCGCACUGUGAUGUGCUUUUCGCGACUCACUCCAAGAGCCUCUCUAUCGGUCGCUGAGGGCCUGUUCGCCUGGGAAUAUAUCAGGCCAAUCCCGGUUGUACGGUCAAUCCAGAAAGAAACGAGACAGUCACUUUCUCGCUUCAG
This is a messenger RNA of Polychytrium aggregatum, 2088 nucleotides long. RefSeq lists its product as uncharacterized. Bases 158 to 1741 code for a protein of 527 amino acids. The transcript is spliced from 10 exons. Gene Ontology annotation, molecular function: protein binding. Lineage: Eukaryota; Fungi; Chytridiomycota; Chytridiomycetes; Polychytriales. The record is from RefSeq and is a predicted model, not a curated record. Gene Ontology annotation, cellular component: plasma membrane. Gene Ontology annotation, biological process: hormone-mediated signaling pathway.